This is a messenger RNA of Neltuma alba, 2287 nucleotides long. Its product is annotated as probable arabinosyltransferase ARAD1. The transcript is spliced from 2 exons. The coding region runs from base 295 to 1875 and encodes 526 amino acids. Gene Ontology annotation, molecular function: glycosyltransferase activity. NCBI's taxonomy places the organism in Eukaryota, Viridiplantae, Streptophyta, Magnoliopsida, Fabales, Fabaceae. The record is from RefSeq and is a predicted model, not a curated record.
UUCCCACUCCUUCCUAAUCGUUCCUCUCAAGAAUUCUGUCCCCAUGUCCUGCCUAUUAUUCUUCAUUCUCCAGCUUUCUCAUCAAUUUUCUGGUUUCAUUUGGUUUCGCCUGCCUCUGUUUUUGCUGAUUUAGAUUAAGGUGGCUGAGACAUUGCCACAAUAACGUCCCCCAUCCUAUAUCUCGCGCUCUGCUAUGUUGAGUUAUAUAACCUUAUCAUUUUCUUCUUAAAUUCCUGUCAUGGUGCUUCUGAAUGCGGCGGUGUAGGCUGAUAUGCUUGCAGUAAUAUUCCUGCAAUGGCUGAGAGAAUUGCGGCGUCAUCCAUGAAGGCUGUUUCUCGCAAGUCAUUGUUAUGGUUCUUUACGACGACAUCUACCCUGUUUUUGUUAUCUUGGUUCUUUGUUCUUCGUUCAAGCAGUCGUCCCCGUUUCAUUGAUUCUGAUUUCAUACCUAAUUCUAAGCUCUCAACUGAGUUCGAUAAUUCAACUCUCAAGAACGAUAAUGUAAAUGUUGAGUCCUCCAUCGGCAACCGAGCAAUACUAGUGAACGCUGAAGAGAUAGAAGCGACCCACGAGACAGAAUCACUACCUCAGAAUGAAGCGCCUGCAACAAAUGGCGAUGAAUCCAAGUGCGGCAGGAAAAACGACAGCGUUGUUGUUCCUCUUAAGGUUUUCAUGUAUGACUUACCUCCGGAGUUCCAUUUCGGACUCUUGGAUUGGAAACCCGAAGGAAAUACUGCUUGGCCUGAUAUUUCAACCCAAACGCCUCAUUAUCCUGGCGGCUUGAAUUUACAGCACAGCAUAGAAUUUUGGCUCACCAUGGAUCUUCUUGCUUCAGAACUCCCGGAACCCCCCAAUGCUGGUGCUGCAAUGAGAGUUCGCAAUGUCAGCGAAGCUGAUAUCAUAUUUGUACCGUUCUUUUCUUCUCUGUGCUAUAACCGGCAUUCCAGAACCAAUAGACGCGAAAGAAAGAGCAUGAACAGGGUACUGCAAGACAAAUUAGUGCAGUUUCUGACGUCUCGAGAGGAAUGGAAGAGGUCUGGUGGAGUGGACCACUUGAUAUUAGCUCACCAUCCGAAUAGUAUGUUGACGGCGAGAACGCAGUUAUGGCCAGCAACACUCAUACUUUCAGACUUUGGGAGGUAUCCUCCAAACAUAGCGAAUGUUGAGAAAGAUGUGAUUGCACCAUACAAACACGUGGUCGGAUCCUACGUCAACGAUUCCUCUGACUUCGAUACCCGCCCAAUAUUGCUCUACUUUCAAGGGGCAAUCCAUAGAAAAGAUGGUGGACAUGCUAGGCUGGCACUUUAUAAUAUGUUGAAAAAUGAGAAAGAUGUGCAUUUUUCAUCUGGGAGUGUCCAGAAAGGUGGGAUCAGGCAAGCAACGGAGGGAAUGCAUUCUUCUAAGUUCUGUCUCAAUAUAGCUGGUGACACUCCUUCAUCAAAUCGCCUUUUUGAUGCCAUUGCUAGUCACUGUGUUCCUGUGAUUAUAAGUGAUGAGAUUGAACUACCAUACGAGGAUGUCCUUGACUACUCUGAGUUCUGCAUAUUUGUUCGCACAAGAGACGCACUUAAGAGAAACUAUCUGAUGAAUUUCAUAAGGAGCAUUGGCAAAGAAGAAUGGACCCGAAUGUGGAACAAGCUGAAAGAGGUAGAACCCAUGUUUGAGUUUCAGUACCCGUCAAAGGAAGGAGACGCUGUGCAGAUGAUUUGGCAGGCUGUGGCUCGUAGAGUUCCUGCAAUGAGGCUCAAGUUACACAGAUCCAGGCGCCAUGCACGAUCUCUGUCUAAGAAAGAGAGAAGCUUACCCACAAUGCCUGCACCAGUAAAUUAUUGGCUCGAAAGAAGAAAUAUAAUUGUAAAAAACUCCGCCGCCUAGGUUUUUUGAAAUUAGGGGGCCAAUGAAACUCCGAUACCUGUCUCAACGCAUACAAUCAGUCUUGCCGUUAGUUUCCUGUGUGUCAGCCAACAAGUGAGCACAUGUUGUGACGAAGAAGCUAAUGUUGUACAUGACGUGAGUAAUGAGUUAGUUAGAAUCUCUGUACGUAGUCCUUCAUGCUACAGUUAAAGCGGCCAUGAUGCUCUCUUAUUCUAUUUUAUCAAUCAAUUAUGUUUAUGUAUGAUUAAAUGUGUGUCCUGUUCAUUCAUACGAGUCUAUGGAUUGGUACUUGAAAAUAAGGGGGCUCGCAAUUCUAGAUAAAAUGUUACCCUACUGUUUAUGAUGACUUUACAACAAAUGAUGAGUUCCUACCCUACCAUUGUGAAAUGUCAAUGGAUUGGCAAUUGAUUUU